Molecule: messenger RNA, 3055 nt
Organism: Polychytrium aggregatum
Lineage: Eukaryota; Fungi; Chytridiomycota; Chytridiomycetes; Polychytriales
Exons: 18
Coding region: 133-2937 (934 amino acids)
Biological process (GO): proteolysis
Molecular function (GO): serine-type peptidase activity
Source: RefSeq, a predicted model, not a curated record
GCCGGGGCUUGAAGCCAGCCAAACUCGCUCGACUCUCCUGCCGGCUGCAUCUCUCCAUUGCCCGCAUCGGCCGCAUCGCCGUCCAUCCUGCUGCACGGCCGCAACGGCUCUCUUUCCCGAUCCUCUGCAGCCAUGACUCCCGUCUCCAUCGUCUCGCUGCUGUGCGUCCUGUUGGCCAUCCAGGUGCACGCCAAGACGCAGAUGCCCUUGGUUCUCGAUGACCCUCAGGACAACUCUCCUCAAAUGCCCGAAAUCUGGGAGGUCCUUGGCCCUUUCCCAGUUGGCCCGCGAGAACUCGGUGCCGAUCCUCUCAGCGCCUAUGGCGGCUUUGAGAAGCUACCAUACUCGACAACCCAAGGCUAUCCGUCCGAACUGGCGACAGGUGGCUACGUUUACUGGCGGCAGGUCGUUUCGCAUGGCGACACUGUUGGCCCAGUUCUCUACAACAACGUUCGCUGGGACUUUAACGAGGGCCCAUUCGGAUGGACAUCGCUGCAUCACAGCACGUACUUCCGCAGCACCCUGCAUGUCCCCAAAUCGGGCAUCUAUCUCGUCCAGUUUGCGAACGUCAUUUCGUUCAAGAUCGACGAACAUGCGUACGUCGGCAACGUCUAUGGCUACGACCACUCGUCCGAAAACGCCAUCUAUCUGGAAGAGGGCAAUCACAAGCUCUACAUCUGUGCCAUCAUGGACGUGCGAAUCAAUGGAGGCCAUAUACCGCCCCGGGUUGUGUUCACCGGCAGCUUCAUUCCUGCCGAGACUGUAGCGGAGGCAUACCAACACAGCGUUGUCGCCAUCCUCGGAGACUCGAUUGCUCCCGAGGCGAUGAACGGCCAGCUGAUUACCCCGUAUGCGUCCGUGACGAUCCUCAACGCCAACGUUUCGUACCACGGCGGCAACAUGAACUUUGGCUGGGUGCAAAUCGCCGAUGUCGUCGUGACCGACCCGACGCUCCCGCCCGACCAGACUCGAGCGAUCCAGGCUCGGAUUCCGCUGCUGUAUUCGCUGCGUCUUGCUCCUGGCCAGGUGCUACCGAUCCCGAUCGAGCUCAGCGUCAAGGACGACACCGUUCCGCUGCCAAAGAAGCUCGCAGUGACGAUCAAAAUGAUGUGCAUGGACGACUGGGAGUCCUUUGAUGUCAGCGCGGGAGAGCUGGACCUCGUCACGCGAGAGUGGGGCACGCAGGCCUACAAGAUCACUUUCAUGGACUUUGACGACUCUGUCCACUAUGCGAUGGUCAGGCCGCCAGCAAGAUCGUGCGUGAGCGAUGCCACGCAAAAGUGUCCCGUCCUCCUGGCUUUGCACGGGGCCGGUGUCGAGGCCAGUGCCCAGUUUUGGACCAACGCCUAUCGACAGCAGAAAUACGCAUGGACCGUUUUCCCAACUGGAAGAACGCCCUGGGGAUUCGAUUGGCACGGACCAUCGCACCUGAACGUCGAGGCAGCCCUCUGGGCCUUGCGCGAGCUGCCCGGGGUUCCAGUCGACGAGCGCGCUGCCGUCGCUGUCGACAUUGAAAAAAUCGCUUAUUCCGGUCACAGCAACGGCGGCCAAGGAGCCUGGUGGAUGAUCAGCCACUAUCCCGACAAGGCUCUUGCUGGUCUGCCGGCUUCCGGAUACAUGAAAAUACAGAUGUACACGCCUUACUACAUGCGAAUCGGAUGGGCCUACUCUGAUCCGCAAAUACGCGCCGUCCUGGAGUCGUCGAUCGCUGAGAAUGAUAUCGAUCUAUAUGCUGCCAACAUGGCCGGCAUCCCGAUCCAUGCCCGCACAGGUGCCGAAGACGACAAUGUUCCGCCACUGCACACCCGUCGCAUCGUCCGCAUGGUCAACGAAUGGAAUCAAAUGCCCAACUCGAUCGAGUUUUCAGAAAUUCCUGGUCAGGGCCAUUGGUUCGAUGGUGUCGUUGACGAUGACGAGACCCAGCAGUUCCUGGAUCGCCAUAUCGACCUUGACAUCAAUCCUGGCCUUCCCCUGCCCCGCCUUCCGGACGCCUUCACCAUCCAGACUCUCAACCCUGCCAGCACUGGGUCCAAGGGAGGCAUCAGGAUCCUCCAGCUCGAGGUCCCGUUCAGAUUGGGCAUUAUUCGAGUCCAUCGCCACGGAACGCAGUGGAUCUUCAACACCACCAACGUGCGCCGGUUCAUGUUUGUGGAGGACAUCCGAGACGAGCAGCUCCAGAGCUGGUCGAUUGACGGCACCGACUUUGCUCACCCGCCUCAGUUUGGCCGCUCGUAUCUUCGCACCGAGGGAUCGGAAACGUGGGUCCUGUCGGAGGAUUUGAUCUGGCUCAGCGUGGAGCGACAUCCCAGCACAUACGGACCCAUUCACCAAAUCCUCAACCAUCCGUUCCGAAUCGUGAUACCGUCCAACCCGCCGCCCGAAGAGGCCGACAUAUUUCGCAAAGCCGCCCAGCAUCUGGCGGCCUCGUGGUACUUGUUUGGCCGGGGCACGACCCAGAUUGUCCGCGACACCGAAGUUCUGGACGGUCUUGCAGCUCGAUUCAACCUGAUUGUUCUUGGCGGACCCUCGGUCAAUCUCUAUGCCAAGCGGCGCGAAGAUGAGAUCAAGCAAAGCAACCUGGUGCACUUUUUGCCAUCGGGAGGAUUUCAGAUUGCAAACAAAAAGUACGAGCUCCCUGGGACAGGCAUCUUGUUCCUCGCACCAAGCCCCACUCGCGCCCGGAUGGGUGUCUUCAUUGCCGGCACCGACGAGAUUGGGUUCCAUCGUGCGCUGUGGUCGCUGCCAUUCCGAACGGGGCUCACUGUCCCGGACUACCUCGUCGUGGGCGACGAGUACGGCGACCCGUCGACGGGCUGGACGGCCGGCAGCGGCAAUGCCUACGGCGGAGCUGGCACCAAGGGCACCGGCGGUGUCUUUGCGGCGGGGUACUGGAACAACAUGUGGGAGUAUGAUCCUCGAUGUGGAUACCUCAAGUAGCACACACACACACACGCCCAGCCAGAGCAUGGCCGGCCUGCACGCGCGCCACAGACAAGCCACGCGCUGAUCAUGGAAGCACGUGAGCACGCAAUACAUUCCUUUGGCUCCUCGCACA